UUCACAUAUCUGGUGGCCACCUUCACCAGCAUCCCGAUUAUCUUUUUCAUAUCUUGGAUCGUCCACCUACUUACAUAAAAUCCAAAGCUUCUUCUUUUGUAUCACUUAUUACCGGAAUCUUUUUUCUGAUUGCAUUAAUUUCCGGUCUUAUUAUCGGAUUCGUAUCUGUCGGAACACGCUUGAAGGUUCUUCAAUUGCCGGAUGAACCGUUUGAUGAAAAUCA
Molecule: messenger RNA, 223 nt
Organism: Acaulospora morrowiae
Lineage: Eukaryota; Fungi; Glomeromycota; Glomeromycetes; Diversisporales; Acaulosporaceae
Source: the annotation of a GenBank genome assembly